CUUUGCCGUUGGUUCACCCUCCAGUGGCCGCCGCAGCUGGUGCGCUGCGGCCGGCGCACCAUGCUGAUCUGAAGGCAGGAGCCAGGAGGCAGGUGCUUUUCCUGGUCUCCCAUGGGGUGCAGGGCCCAAGCACCUGGACCAUCCUCCACUGCACUCCCUGGCCACAGUAGAGAGCUGGCCUGGAAGAGGGGCAACCGGGACAGAAUCCGGCGCCCCGACCGGGACUAGAACCCGGUGUGCCGGCGCCGCUAGGUGGAGGAUUAGCCUAGUGAGCCGCGGCGCCGGCCAGUAAACAAUAAUUUUUAAAAAGUGAGAUGAACUGUGGUAGGCAGCACCCAACACUUGGCACAGUCAACCUCAGUCGUGAGUGGGGGCGUGGGGGCAGGGGUUAAAAGGAAACUACAGUGUGUGUGAUACUCCAGCCUUUCUCAGGUGAGCCCUUAGUAGUCCUCCGUGGCAAGUGACCACGGCCCAAAGGUCACGGUGUCGCCUGCUUCACAGAGGGGUUGAGGCUGUGUUGGCUGCUCUGUGACUGUUGUCCUUGUUGGCAGAGUGGCCCUGACCUGACGAGGGAUGCAGAGCUUCCUGACGCUGCUGAGGGAGCACGGGGGUGCCUGCCCGCCCCCAGCAGAGCUGGUCACCCUUACAGGCAGGCUGUGCCGUGACCUCCAGGAUGACCUUGCCCAGGUGCAGCCUUUGGUUGCUGCCAUUCUGGACAGCCAACUCCGCCUGCACCUCCUGGACAACGCAGAUGUGGCCCUGGUGUGUGCCCGUGUCCUGGCCCAGCAGGAGCAGCAGCAGGCAGCCUGCCGGCUUCUAGAGGGUUGCCGUGUGCCAGGAGGCAGCCAUGAGCUGGUGCGGCUCUGGAACGACAUCCACUACAGUCUGGCCAUGCGGAAGCUGGGCGUGGCUGCGCUGACCCCGGUGCAGAAGUUCCGCUGCAGGAAGAGGAACCCCCCGCCGCCCUGCCUCUGCCCCGACGGCCUGAAGAGCCGAAACUUCCCCAGCGCGGUCCGCCGGAGGCUCCGGGACUUUGCCUUGGGCGUGAGCAGCCACCCCAGCAAGGCCGAGCGGGAGAGUUUGGCUUUGGAGACGAGCCUGACUGCAGAGCAGAUCUACAACUGGUUUGCUAAUUACCGGCGGCGCCAGAGGACCCUUCAGCAGCGCCUGGAGCCAGCCCAGCAGGUGGCCGCAGGCGAUCCCAGUGCAAAGGAGAGGCAUCUGGACCUUCAGCCCUCUGGGUUCCUGCGCAGGCCUCAGUGGUCAGCAGUGCAUGGGGAGACUGGGCAUCAGCAGUGCCCAGAGACCAUCCAAAGACCCUGGGAGGCCCUGGCCCUGGUCACGGACAUUCCUGGAGAUGAGGUGAUCUCAAAGCCCCUGGCUGCCAGGUCUCUGCAGGGUGGUGAGAUGCACCAGGAAGAGCCUGGCUGUGAUCCUGUCUCCAUCCCCACCAUCUCCCCUGGCUCUGGUCUCUGCCCUCUGCCUACUGGCAGCAACAUGGUGGAGCCCUCUCUGGCUGCCCCCGAUUCGUGGCUGAUGUCCCUAGCGCUGACGUCCUCCAGGGAAGUUUCGUUCCAGACUGGACAGCUGGUCCCAGGAUACAGGCAGGACUUUGGGAUGCACCCUACAGAUGCUGCUCUGGCUGUGUCCGUCACUGCCCUCAGCGACCCCAGCCCUGCAGGAUUUGCUGAGCCAUCCAGUGGUCAUCUCCAGAGUGUGUACCUGGAGGAGGGCCCAGGCCCAGGCAGUGGCCGGGCAAUGCAGGUGGGCGGUUUCCUGGUGACACAGUCCCUGCUGCAGACUCCUGAAUUCAGCCUCCCCCAGAGCCCUCCAGAGCUGCUGCCGGCCUCGUCCACCUCCCUCAACCCUGGGUCUGCCAUGGAGCUGAGUCAGCACCUGCCCUCUAGCCAGGUGCAGUGGUCCGGUGGCCAGGCUUCCUGCGAUGCCUUCUGGGGAGCCAGGAUGCUCCUGGAAUUCUCAGGAGGCAGCCUGGGCUGAGCUGUCCCUUGGGAGCCAGGCCAGCGCCCCAGGAGGACUCGGUGUGGGUUGUCUGGCUGCUCAAGACCCCCAGCUGCCGAGCUUUGUGUUGGAUAGAGUUCUCAGGUCCCCAGAGGUCCCUGAGUGGCUCUGCUGAGAAGCGCUGAGAGCCGCUUAGCCACAGCCAUGUUGGGACAGUUUAGUUGGCAACUCCCUGUGUUGUGGAAUGCACCUGAGAAAUGUUGUGUGUGCAGCCGGCAGAGGCAGAUCUGUUCCACUCAGGCAGGGAUGGAUCAGAGUCAGGUCCCCCUGAGUUUCAGAGAGAGGAGGGUGGUCCACGGCUGCUGCCUGCACAAGGCCACGCUUCCCUGUGCAGGCCACUUUGUGCGGGAGGCCUGGGAGGUGAGCGUGCUGACCUUUCUGCUGGUGGGCUUCUCCUUGAGUGCUGAGACAGACAUGGUUGGCAUUGCCCUGCUGGGCACAGUAGAGUGGUUUUCCCUUCGGGUUGUAUUGUGUUGUGUUUGUUUAACAAAUGUUGUGUUCAACCAAAUUAAAGUUUAAUCUUUUGAACUGCCCGUUUUCACCAAAACUGCAUCCUGACAGGCGUGUGUGUAGAGGUGUAGCAAUUAACACCAGCCUUUCAGUACCUGGCUGACAUUCCAUGGUGGGAUCCCUUUACCUGAUGUCUCGUUAUCUGACUGAUGGACGUGUGGGUUGCUUCCAGCGUCUCUUACAAGGAGCAUUAGGGUGGGUAUCUCCUCCCCUGCCCUUUGCUCCUUGUGUGCUUACUGCCUCAGUGAAUUCCUGGAAGCUGAAUUUCCGAGCGAGUCUUGGGAACCCCCGGUGUGGACUGUGCGUCCUGGGAGCAUCUGUUGACUGGGCCUGCGCGCCUCUGCCCGUGUGCCCAUAUCAGAGGGGAGCUGUGUCUGGGCUGGGCUGAGAUUUAGACCCUGGCCUUACUCUCAGAAGGACUCAAGCUGAUCUGUGAGAAAGUCGAGGCCCAGAGCCCUCCCUGUGAGUCCGUGUGUGUGAGAAUGAGGAGCCACAGCUGGGAGCCCCAAGGCUAGAGGGUCAGGAAGCAGGAACAACUUGACUGAGAUUGGAGAAGGCCGUGUGGGCCAUGGGAGAAGGAGUGGAGCAGCAAAGACAAGAACAGGAGCCUGGGGUGUUCCGCCCAGAAGCCAUCACAUUGCUCCCCUGUGACCCAGCGUGACCUGGCCGUCCUCAGGCCUGCAGGAGAUUCUGCCGCAGUGGGGGGUGGGGGGCAGCCAUUUGCUGCCUGUUGCGGGAGUGCCAGGCCCCCACGAGUCCCA
Messenger RNA from Oryctolagus cuniculus (rabbit), 3290 nucleotides. RefSeq names its product anomalous homeobox (gene ANHX). Gene Ontology annotation, molecular function: DNA-binding transcription factor activity, RNA polymerase II-specific; RNA polymerase II cis-regulatory region sequence-specific DNA binding. NCBI's taxonomy places the organism in Eukaryota, Metazoa, Chordata, Mammalia, Lagomorpha, Leporidae. Gene Ontology annotation, cellular component: nucleus; transcription regulator complex. Gene Ontology annotation, biological process: regulation of skeletal muscle cell proliferation; skeletal muscle fiber development; regulation of transcription by RNA polymerase II. The record is from RefSeq and is a predicted model, not a curated record.